UUUGCGAUCACCAUUACUUCAUUGCCAUUGCCAUGUGCUUUUUUUGUUGUUAAUUAAUACCAUUUCUUUACAUGUUGACUCAUGUUCACUGGGACUCACUGUAGGAAAUGAGUGGUUCCAAGAGAAGUGGUGCCACUAUAAAUAGGAAAGGUCACCUCCACGCUGGUGAUCUCAUUGCUUUAGGAUCGAAAUCUGGAGGUUCAAAGUCCACCCUCAGACACCCGGACCGAGAUGACUUGAAACCGUCCAAGACAACGCCCUCCUCUGGUCCGUCAGCCUCCAGCGUACCUCCUCCAAAAAAGUUCAAAGGGACAACUUCGGAAAGUUCGGGGGGUGGGGGAUUGUUUUCCGAUCCAAUUCGAGUCUCGCAAGUGGGCUCAAGCCAACCCUCGAAAACUGGCCCUGGAGCUAUUAGCAAGACAUUACAAGGGAGUUCCCCCUCCUUGAGUGGGGGUGGGGCACCUUAUAUCGAAGUGCGACCAGGAGAGCUGCUCCCGGCAGUCAAGGAGGCUAUGACCUCUGGCAAUAGCUCCAAAGCCACCAAAUUCCUAGCCGGCUCCCUCAGGCAACUGAAACUAUCUCGGCUCAAACCAGACUCAACCCUCAAUGCAUCCCUCACGACAAUCUCUAAAGAUUUCCCGGAAAUAUUUUCCUCACCCGCUAUUAUAGAGGGACUCGUGGCUGUGCUAAAGAGAGAGACCUCCGUCAUCUUCAAGGCCAAGAGCAAUCCCUCGGUGUACAUUUUGGUAGCUCAACUGUUGCUAGUAGCCCUCAGGGACUCGUCUGACUGGCCAGAAUCUGUUGUUAAGGUGUAUGUGGAGGAUUCCCUUGGCGACCGUGUGUGGGUAGACCUUGAACCCUGCAAGAGCUUAGUGAACAACAUCUGUACUCUUUUCCAAACACGGCCGACUACCACACCCAGUGUGCCCACGAGCAAGAGUGAGGGUGUGAAGAGUGUGAGUGGUGAGGGUGUGAAGAGUGAGGGUGGUGAGGAGGGUGGAGGUGUGGAAGAAGUGGAGAGUGAAAGACAGUCCUCAGUAGACGUUGAAGUCAAAUCAAGAUUCUCCCCUGUCACGUGUCGUACGCUGGGUACUCAUGUGACCCAGCUGGUCAGUGAACAGCUGACUCGACACAACAUGCCAGCUGACAAUGUCUCUCGUAACCUGCUACGAUUCCUCAUCACAGCUGUUGGGUUCCCGGAGCUCCGCCUACUAGUGGCACAGAAGAUUGACCAUUGGAUCCAAAAUCCCAAGCUAGUGAAGUUGUGCUAUGAGCUCCUGAUGACGGUGGCCAUCAACUGCCACCAGCACUCUCCAGAGGACCUCAACGUUAUCGACGCCCUCCUCAAUAUCCGUCUCAAGACUAAAUCAACUCAAUUCGUGGCUUGUAUGAAGGAGCUUAUAGGGAGUCACCCUGGGAACCUAGCAACAGUGCUGAAGGGUGUGGUCAACAAUGAGCUGGGUCAGUUCCGCACUCCCAGUAACAUGGCACUCAUCUCCAUGAUGAUACACAGCUGGCCGGAGGAGGCAGCAAAGCUGUUAGGGACUGUGUUCCAGGAGUUCCUCACUCGUAAAGAGGACUACCUGCGAGCCCUGAGGGGGUUUCUGAGGGAGGUGGUUCGAGUCGUUCGCAACGAGUUCAACUUUGUAGUGUUUUCCCGAGCCCUCAUGCAGGAGAGGAACGAGCAAGAGUUCUCCCUGCUGGAGCAGACGCACAAGGAAAGAGUCGCCCUCUCCAUAUCCGACCUCAUAACCUGCUCGAGCAUGCUCACUGCCAACAUGCUUAUUCGAGAGGCCUACAACGGCUACUCUAAGGGGGAGAAAGCCAUGGUAACACAGUUGCAGGAAUUUUUUAACUCUCUUGGUCUGAUCCAGCGCGAUGGGGUGUGGUGGAUGCAUACCAUUGUCCCGAACAUGUACCGCCCCCAACCAGUGGACUAUAAGACUUGUCUCAAGAAGGUACUUUUCUUGGAGUCAGCCGAUGCUUAUUCUAACAAGGACAACUGGCCACCUGAAGCAGAUCGAAAUCUGAUCCACCACCUGAUGACAGAGGCCUCGCUGAAGGAGGACACUCUGAUGAGAGUGCUGGUGAUAGGACUCACCAGAGAACUGCCUCUAGCGCCUGCAGAUGCCAUGGAUAUUGCCGACAAGCUGGUUGCCAGGGCAGCCAACGCACACACUGAAGAUAUACCGCGGCUACCCUACAUAGAGAGAAAGGAACUGUACAGUGCCAUAUUUGACAUCAGUGCGUACAGACCUCCAGCGAACAUACAGCUGCCUGACAACUACCAGCCCCCCUCACUGGCCAUAUCCAAGCUCUACUGGAAGGGGUGGAUUCUGCUACUUGUGUUGGCCGCCUUCAACCCCAAGACCAUCGGAGCCAUCGGUUGGAACGAGCAUCCCAUGCUUAGAAGCCUGAUGGAAAUGGUGAUGACCAAUACGUACACAUUUCCCACGUCCAUGAGUCUCUCGGAGGGGGAGGGGGGCGUGGCAGAGUCACGGGAGAACGUCCUCAUUAAAGAGGCCCAGGUGUUGAAGAGAGAGAAAGAGGGCAUCUUGGAGUACGAGAAUCACCUUGCAUCUUCUUCAGCGGGUGCUGCCACCAUUACCGAGGGCAACAGUUAUCUAUUGAAUCAGCUCACACAGCUCAGUCCAAAAGGACCCGCUCGCCGCAUACCCCCGCCAGUCAUCGAGCUCAUAAAGACGGUAAACCGCACCCUCCGUCUCGGCAACACCCUCUGCCUCUCACGCUCACCCGACUUCCUGUUGGACAUAAUAAGAAGACAGGGAACAAUGGAGUCCAUGAAAUGGCUGACUGAUCUUGUGGAGGGCAGCCAUAGUUCCCUUGAGGUGCUGCCUGUGCCGUGUCUCUGUGAGUUUCUGAUGGCCGGAUACCAGGACAAGAGCGGAGGAGGGGGUGGGCUGGACUCGGGAGAAUCUGAUUCGCUGUCUCAUCGUACGCAUUACAAGAGGAAGAAAUCGGCCAAAGAUAAGGUGGAAGGCAGACAUCGAAAGCUCAUAGUGCAACUGAAGAGUGUCCUCACUAGCAAUGUCUCCUCUAGUGAAGAGUGCUCUGGAGUGUUGGAGUAUUUCCUGGACAAACUGACCCAGUCUCACAUCACCCCAAGAAAGUUGGCAUUGAAGGCGCUUCGUGACAUUCUAGCUGGCAGCCAUGGUGGUUCAGUGAGCAGGUCGGGAAGUCAAUCCGAAGACACUGAAGAUGAAGAUCGGUCCUCCUUCCCGGCGGAGAAUAUGGAACAAGAAGACUGGCUCACAGAGAGCCUGCCGAACCUCACUCACUUCACCACCAUUUUACCUCGUAUCUACCCCCUAAUUUUGAGGGCAUGUCUCGUGGAAACCAAUCUAAAAGCCCUCCAGGGGUACAUAAAUUUCCUCACUCAGUACCCCCCUCACGAGAAACUGUACCAGUCUGCGGUCGAGAUGUCACGAGUUAUGGUUGACCGAUUUCCUACAGUUCGUAAACUCUUUGCCGAUGGAGAUUCGAUUGACAGUUUGUCCACAUUCAGAUCAGUACUGGGCAUGCUCAGACAUGCCUUUGAAGAAGCUCUUGAGUCGCAAACAUCACCUGAACUAUCCGGAAGCAGUGAUUUCUUGCUCAUCAAUUUCCCAAACGUUGGUAGGAAAGGAAUCAUCCAUUUGGCUCUAGUUGAAGCAAUUUUCCUCUUUAUUUCCUGCAAAAUCGCCCAAAGAAGCAACCCAGCCGAUUUCAAGUACUUCACUGAAUUGUGGUUUCCGUCGAACAAUAUAAAGAACCCUGAGGCCUUUACCGUAGAGACUAAAGAACCUGUACCUCUUCCUCCAGUGUCUGUAUUGCCACAAAUGCUCUUCUCAACCGAGUCAAAGGUUUUGGACGCCGUUAUUAGCCUCGCUACUCCUUUGCAACUUUGUUCAUUUAUACAGCAGUUUGGUUGUCGUAGUGAGAGUGUUGAAAAAUCCCUGAGGAGAUUGGACGAGUGUUGUGCUGACAGAGAAACAGCUGUUACUUUGCGAAGGUCUAUAAACGAUCCUAUACAAGUUGCCAACUCUAUCGAGGUGCAUUUUUUGAGAGGAAUCGAAGCUGGAAAAGCAUUCCACACGUACCUACAAGGACUCUCCGAUAUUCCUCCAACUGACUUACCAUCGAAUGUUACCGCCAUUUUAGAAGCUGACGAUGAGAAAUCUGUUCCCUCUAAAAUCUCCAAGGAGGAAGAACCCUUACCUUUGUAUACAAGUGUGGUCGAGCUUGGAAAGAUUUCAGCCGAGAAGAUGGAGCAAUACCUUUUGAACAUCUUUACUCCAACUCUGUCACAAACAGACUUAGCAGCGGAGGAUAUCCAACAAGAAAUUGAAACGGGGCUCAAGAAGCUCAUCUUCGCUACACGUAAACUGACUUCUAGCGAGCUCCAGGCAUCCAAAGAUUCUAUUAAUGCCGAGAUCAGCACUCUUGUUACUGCCCUACACAAACUACUGACAGGGGGUGGUGUUCGGAGACAAUUUCUCGAGGGGAUGAUAAAAAAUCAAUUCUCGCUCAGUCUCCUUCGAAUGCUCACAAAACUGUACACUCUGACGCAAUUAGAAGAUCUAUUUCAGUCAAUAAUCAAACAAAUCAUGAAUUUGCUCGAGUCGAAACGAAUGUCAAGUAUAUCUGGCCUGAGUGUAUUCCGCAGUGUAGUGUUGGGAUGUGCAGAGCAGCUGGGCAUUACAAGAGACACACCUGACGAUCCUCUACCGUUCUCUGAUCUCACUAGUACGGUAAAGAACGCAUGCGUUGAAGUUAAGGCCUCAGUUGACCCGUUUGAAAAGGAGGAAGCACUCGUGAAAAUGGCUAGCGAUGUCGUUCAGAGUGGAUGCUUUGCUCUUGUGGAAGACAUCUUAAGCACGGUUGCAAAGAGAGCUAUUGCGCUUGGAAUGGAGACGAGAUGUAUAUCCUUUCUACAGAAGAUAAAAAUAGCUACUUCUACCGUACAAGCUCCUCUCAUCCUGCAAUGCUUUCCGGGACUGCUAUCAAAGAAAGGAUAUGAGUGUGAGAAAGAUGACCUUAAUAUUAUGGAAGUGAAUGAACAGAGCAUGAAUAUGGUUGUCAUUGGAGAUCUGUCUGGGCUUUUUGUUGAUUGGCUGGAGAUUUUGGACCCACAGAUUGUGCACUUAUCUCCCGACGUUUCAAUGGAGAUGGCGUUUGGUAAUGACCAUGGAAAUAAAGCCGUGACCACCCCCUCCACAUCUGCUGAGUCAGCAGUCACCUUCCCCCCUUCCCAGCUCUUGUCCGGCCAGGGCUACCUGUUAGCUAGACUAACACAUGACACGUCGUGGCCCAUUCUAUUGGACACGCUAACUAAGCUACUGGACUCAAAGCAAGCAAGACAAUGGUUAACCCCAUCAGCUGUACUGGACUUUGUAUGGGCGUGUCUACAUAAGCCGUCCCUCUGGCAGGAAAGGGUUAAAAAAGAAGCAAUCGUCAGCAGUAGCUUCAGUUUUGGUAUCAACAAAGAUUGUCACCUUAUUUUAACCCAUUCCCAACUGGAGUGUCUUGUGGGUUACAUACUAAAAGAGGCAGCUGGAUAUAUUGCAGAUAUCAAGGGGUUAACAACUCUUACUGUACGAGAGGAAAGUGAAUUAUCGAUUGAAGCUAAAGAGGUGAUCUAUGCACGUCUACCAUUAUUGAUGACGUGUUGCCACGACAACGUUUCGUCCCUGCGGAUAGUAGUCAAACAUCUACAAUCCAACACCAGCUUCCCCUCCUUGAGUUGGCAGCUGCUUGUACAGUUGUACCAUGCCGACGAGAGAGUCAUGUUUGUGGUGAAUGAGCCGGCCACCCUCUCAGUGGCCGCCCUGGACUCCAACCUACCGUCCAAGUUGGACACAGAGCUCCACAACCUCCUAUCAGCCAUGGCUAGCGCUAGUCCUGGCUCUGAUAGCCGUGACAAAAUGGCGUCUGCUGCCCUCCUUUGUCGUAAGAUAGCUAUUCUUCACCCUGCCCUGAUGUUGAGACAGCUGCCAAUGAUGGGAUGGUUGCUACGAGGCAGGGCUCACCUGACAAUAGGAGAGUUCCGGAACCAAAAUCACAAGAAAGUGUUUGUUAAUAUCUUCUCAAUAUUGGAGCAGCUACAACCCCUAAUCUUCAAAAACUCUCAGGCUGAUGCAUUGAACUCGUGUUUGGAAGCUAACUUUGAGUUCUUAAAGAAUCAAUGUAUGGAGAAUAAGAAGCACCAAUCGUUUGUGAACAGUUUUGCCAACUUUCUGGUCAGCUAUGCACAAAACAACAGAGCAAAGGUCGCCCCCCUUCUCUAUGACAACAUGGACACACUGAGAUCUCUCAGCGAAAUUUACUCAAACAAGAAAUCCAAUCUGAAAUCGUUAGUCGAGUGCUUCCCUGUGCCAAUUGAGGGGGUUGCUAUUACAAAAUCCUCCCCUGCCCCCCUGACGUACACCAUGAUACCCCCAGUGGACGGUGGGCACGGUUUGACUCACGAGCAGGUCAUGCCAUUUCUGAAGAAGCUUGAAAGUGGACAGCAAAGAGAAGAUAUUCUGAAGGUGCUACAUGACUUGGAGGAAACAUCACAUCAUUCAGUCGACAUCCUAAAACAUUUUGUGCCGGAGCUGUGUAGAAUCAUUCAAGACCCUGAGCUAGCUACAUCUAAAGUUGCUCACAACUUACUACUAAGACACUUUAAAAAAUCCCCAAGCUCUGUGGGAGAUCUGUUACCGUCAUUUAUCAGCUGCUUGGAGUCACAUGAUCCAAGAGUAGUGACAGCCGCCAUUGGGAGCAUCAAAGAUCUGGUUCUCUUAUGCAAAGCUGAAGAUGCACAGAUUUUGCUGAGUCUGCUGUUUCAACUGUGUGUUCGUCCCACCCUCUCCUGUACUAGUGAACUUAUGAAGGCAGUAGAAGCUUGUACCUCACAUACUUUUAAGUAGCUCAUUAAUGAUUAUCGUUUUAUUGUAUUUCCCAUGGCCCUAUAACUCACACCUCACACAGUUUUGUAUUUAAGAAUUUUGUGACAAA
Molecule: messenger RNA, 6999 nt
Organism: Halichondria panicea
Lineage: Eukaryota; Metazoa; Porifera; Demospongiae; Suberitida; Halichondriidae
Product: integrator complex subunit 1-like
Exons: 28
Coding region: 108-6911 (2267 amino acids)
Biological process (GO): U2 snRNA 3'-end processing
Cellular component (GO): integrator complex
Source: RefSeq, a predicted model, not a curated record